AAAUUAAUAACAACCACAUCGUCUAAAUAAAUGUAAUUUAUCAUCUUAUAAAUAAAUGAUUUAAUGAUAAAAAAAAAAGGUCGAAACAAAACAAAAUGAAGUAUAAAUGAUAAUAAGUAAAUUACUAUCUCCAGUAAUAUAAAUUAUAAAUUGUCAGUAUGAACGCGUCAAUGAUUAUGAUGGAAACCUUUUUAUAUUUUGCUUAUGGUAGCAAUAUGCUGUCAUCGCGAUUACUUGUCGCUAAUCCAACUGCGCGGUAUAGAGAUAUUGCUUGCUUACAAGAUUAUAGAUUAGAUUUUUGUGGACAUACUCCAGUUUGGAAAGCAUCACCGGCAACUAUCGUAGAAACAUUGGGCUCACAUAUAUGGGGAGUCAUGUGGGAAUUAAAUGUCAGUGACAUUAAGCAUUUAGACAGACAAGAAGAUGUACUUGCUGGUAUUUAUAAGCCAUUGACAGUUAAUGUUACGACAGUUGAUGGAAAAAUAUUUAGCUGUCGUACUUAUAAAAUGACCGUUGAUCCUGAAGAUAAUGUACCUUUGGAUAAAUUACCUGAUCAUCGCAGACCUUCUCUCAUUUAUUUAAAAACAAUAAUCAAAGGUGCGCAAGAACAUGAUUUACCAAAAAAAUAUAUAGAAAAUUUAAAUUCUACAAGACAUAAUGGCCAAGAAUAUCCCGUGCCCAUUGGAUUUGAAGGCUUCAAUGAUACUUGGAAUUGAAUUUUCCCAUCACAAUCUGGAUCCCAUUGAUAUUUAAAUCCAAUAAUUGUACGAUCUUUUAUAUAUUUUUUAGCGGCCUCAGAUUUUAAUGCUAAUUCUGCUGCAUUC
Molecule: messenger RNA, 824 nt
Organism: Microplitis mediator
Lineage: Eukaryota; Metazoa; Arthropoda; Insecta; Hymenoptera; Braconidae
Product: gamma-glutamylcyclotransferase-like
Exons: 4
Coding region: 159-716 (185 amino acids)
Molecular function (GO): gamma-glutamylcyclotransferase activity
Source: RefSeq, a predicted model, not a curated record